Messenger RNA from Oryza sativa Japonica Group (Japanese rice), 2604 nucleotides. RefSeq names its product cullin-3B. Gene Ontology annotation, biological process: ubiquitin-dependent protein catabolic process; protein ubiquitination. Gene Ontology annotation, molecular function: ubiquitin protein ligase binding. NCBI's taxonomy places the organism in Eukaryota, Viridiplantae, Streptophyta, Magnoliopsida, Poales, Poaceae. Gene Ontology annotation, cellular component: cullin-RING ubiquitin ligase complex. The record is from RefSeq and is a predicted model, not a curated record.
AAACCAAAAAAGAAAAAAAAUAGGAGAAUUAAACGAGCAAGAUAUAUCGUCGACGAGGCCCAUCGCGUGCGCUUCCCCUCCCCUCUCGCCUCCCCAAAUUCGCGUUCGCCACCGUCGCGUCCCCCCUCGCCUCUGCCUCGCCGGAACCCUAGGGAGAUCGCCGGAGCACGGCGCUGGCUCACGGGCGGCGGCGGAGAUGAACUCGCAGAAGAAGCGCAGCCCCAAGAUCGAGCCCUUCCGGCACCGCGUGGAUGCGGACCCAAAGUCCUUCGACAAAUCGUGGAAGAAGCUCGAGGACGCCAUCCGCGAGAUUUACAACCACAACGCCAGCGGCCUCUCCUUCGAGGAGCUGUACAGGACUGCUUAUAACUUGGUUCUUCACAAGCAUGGUCUGAAGCUAUAUGAUAAACUCACAGAGAAUUUAAAAGGACACCUGAAAGAAAUGUGCAGAUCAAUAGAGGAUGCCCAAGGUAGUUUGUUUCUGGAGGAACUGCAGAGAAGAUGGGCUGAUCACAAUAAGGCACUACAAAUGAUCAGAGAUAUACUCAUGUAUAUGGAUAGGACAUUUAUUGCAACUAACAAAAAGACACCUGUCUUUGACCUUGGUCUAGAGUUGUGGAGAGAUAUCGUUGUCCGCACUCCCAAAAUUCAUGGGAGGUUGCUUGACACACUCCUUGAACUCAUUCAUAGAGAGAGGAUGGGUGAGAUGAUAAACAGAGGUCUGAUGAGGAGUACCACCAAAAUGUUGAUGGAUCUAGGGUCUUCUGUCUAUCAUGAUGACUUUGAGAAGCCAUUCCUUGAGGUAUCCGCAAGUUUCUAUAGUGGUGAGUCACAACAGUUCAUUGAGUGCUGUGAUUGUGGCGAAUAUCUCAAGAAAGCUGAGAGACGGCUUGCUGAAGAGUUGGAGCGUGUUUCUCAGUAUAUGGAUGCCAAAACCGCAGACAAAAUAACUAGUGUUGUGGACACUGAGAUGCUUGCAAAUCACAUGCAGCGGUUGAUUCUUAUGGAGAAUUCUGGUCUUGUGAAUAUGCUUGUUGAUGACAAACAUGAAGACCUUAGCAGGAUGUACAACUUGUUUAAACGUGUUCCUGAUGGGCAUUCAACAAUUAGAUCUGUGAUGGCCUCUCAUGUUAAGGAAAGUGGAAAGGCAUUGGUAUCUGACCCAGAGAAGAUAAAGGACCCUGUUGAGUUUGUCCAGCGUCUUCUAAAUGAGAAAGACAAGUAUGAUGAGAUCAUAAGUAUUUCAUUCAGCAAUGACAAGGCUUUCCAAAAUGCUCUGAAUUCCUCCUUCGAGAAUUUCAUCAACUUGAACAACCGAUCUCCUGAAUUCAUUUCGCUGUUUGUUGAUGACAAGCUCCGGAAAGGGGUGAAAGGGGCCAAUGAAGAGGAUGUUGAAACUGUCUUGGACAAGGUGAUGAUGCUCUUCAGAUAUUUGCAGGAGAAAGAUGUUUUUGAGAAAUAUUACAAGCAACACUUGGCCAAACGUCUUCUAUCUGGGAAAACUACUUCUGAUGAAGCUGAGAGGAGUAUGCUUGUGAAGCUGAAGACGGAAUGUGGCUACCAGUUUACGUCAAAAUUGGAAGGCAUGUUCAAUGAUCUGAAGACAUCGCAUGAUACUAUGCAAAGUUUUUAUGCUAAUCUCUCUGGUGAUACUGAUAGCCCAACAAUAUCAGUCCAGAUACUCACCACUGGGUCUUGGCCAACACAGCCAUGUACCCCCUGCAAACUUCCACCUGAAAUUGUUGAUAUAUCUGAGAAAUUCCGGGCAUUCUACCUUGGCACCCACAAUGGCAGGAGAUUGACAUGGCAAACAAACAUGGGGAAUGCAGAUAUCAAAGCAACGUUCGGAGGCCGCAGGCAUGAGUUGAAUGUCUCGACAUAUCAGAUGUGUGUCCUGAUGCUGUUUAAUUCAGCAGAUGGCUUGACUUACGGUGACAUUGAGCAGGCCACAGGUAUACCACAUGCUGAUCUGAAACGCUGCCUCCAGUCUCUUGCUUGUGUUAAGGGUAAGAAUGUGCUGCGGAAGGAACCCAUGAGCAAGGAUAUAUCUGAAGAUGACACUUUCUACUACAAUGACAAGUUCACAAGCAAGUUGGUCAAGGUGAAGAUUGGCACCGUGGUUGCUCAGAAAGAAACAGAACCAGAGAAGUUGGAAACUCGCCAGAGAGUUGAGGAAGACAGGAAACCUCAAAUUGAGGCUGCAAUUGUCAGAAUCAUGAAGUCCAGAAGAGUCUUGGACCACAAUAGCAUAAUCACGGAGGUGACAAAGCAGCUUCAAUCGCGCUUUUUGCCAAAUCCUGUUGUGAUAAAGAAAAGAAUAGAGUCCCUGAUCGAGAGGGAGUUCUUGGAGAGGGACAAGGUAGAUAGGAAGAUGUACCGUUAUCUUGCAUAGAUGCCCUCCCUGUCGAAACAACAGACUGUCCAUAAACGGGUUGCUGCUAUGUAUACCUACCCAUGUUUCAAUUUUCUUCCAUUCAUUCUCUUUAGAUCUGCUGCAGAGCCAAAGGUGGCAUACUAACAUUUCUAGGCCUGUUAUCUUUGGUACAGAUAUAGAAAACGAUCUUAUAUCUUUCUGGUAAUACAUAGAAUGUUGCUGGUCGUUAA